Carassius gibelio (silver crucian carp) is the source of this 759-nucleotide messenger RNA. RefSeq names its product galactose-specific lectin nattectin-like. Gene Ontology annotation, molecular function: signaling receptor activity. The record is from RefSeq and is a predicted model, not a curated record. The coding region runs from base 177 to 617 and encodes 146 amino acids. Lineage: Eukaryota; Metazoa; Chordata; Actinopteri; Cypriniformes; Cyprinidae. The transcript has 6 exons.
UGCAUUUCCUGUCAAGAAAAAAAGGGGACACAAACUACAGUUUUGAGUGGGGUGGCCCCGGUCCCCCCUGGCUCCACCCAUCUGCAAUAUAAAAUGACAAAGAUCUGCACUGAGAAACAGACGAAUACAGCAAGCUCUCUAUGUGCAGUAUUCCUGGCUGAUUUCAGUGAGAAACAAUGGGAGUCUUGAUUGUCUGUGUGUCUCUCUGUCUGCUCUUUGCUCUGAAUGCAUCAGCCUGUCAGUAUGGGUGGGCACAACAUGAACGAACAUGCUUCAGGGUUUUUAACAGUCCAUUAUCCUGGAGUGAUGCAGAGGCAAUGUGCUUGACCUAUGGUGGGAACCUUGCCUCUGUACACAGUACAUUGGAGUAUACCUUCAUAAAGCGCAUGAUCUCAAGUUCGAACUCUUACUGGAUAGGAGGCAGUGAUGCUGUUUUAGAGGGAAAGUGGUUCUGGAGUGAUGGGUCCAAAAUGAAUUUCAAACUUUGGAACCCUAAAGAACCCAACAACCUAGGUGGUUCUGAGGACUGCAUUCAGAUGAAUUUCGGAGCUGCAGGAAAUUGGAAUGACCAAGUUUGCUCAAUCAAGUUACCAUUUGUGUGUUCCAAAUCUCACUGAUCUCUUUCCCUACACCAUAUUAAAUCAGAAGCGGUGUGCCUGUUCAAUCUUAUUCUGUUAUUGCUUCAAACAUUUUUGCUAUUUUGAUGCCUCUGUGUCAAACAUCUUUCUUUCUAUAACUAAAUAAAGCUAAAUGCAUUCA